This is a messenger RNA of Aspergillus ibericus CBS 121593, 1444 nucleotides long. RefSeq names its product ankyrin repeat domain-containing protein. The coding region runs from base 119 to 1420 and encodes 433 amino acids. The transcript is spliced from 2 exons. The record is from RefSeq and is a predicted model, not a curated record. Lineage: Eukaryota; Fungi; Ascomycota; Eurotiomycetes; Eurotiales; Aspergillaceae.
CUCUACCUACCUCCAACAACCUUAACCCUACCCCACCCCAUCAACAUAUAAACCAUACUAUCCAAAAUCUCCACCAUGGCCACCCAUCCUCAUCUCCACUCUCCCCAAACCACCCAUCAUGCCGUCCUCCCCUCAACCAUUCGACUGCCCCAUCCCCGAGGCAAGCCCCGCCCUCCUUGCCCUCCCCGACGAAAUCCACGACAUCUUCCCCAACCGCCUAUUUCUCCCCGAAGCCAUCGCGCGCCUCUCCAAAACCAACCGUCGCCACUACAUCCACAUAACCACCACCCUGCGCCGCAAAACCUGGAUCGACGCCCUGCCCAGCGAUCCAACCCUCCCCUCCCAGAUCGGGAUGGAGCCCACGGGCAAAUGGAACCGCCCCUGCACUUUGUCCCACCACGACUCCCCCGAAAUCGUCACGGCCAUCGAAUCCGGCGACCUCAACCACGUCGAAUCCCUCCUCACCUCCAUCCCGAUCAACUCCCUGGACCCGAACUCCAACUGUCUCCUCCACCUCGCCCUCAUCUCCCACCAAAUCCCCAUCGCCCGUCUCCUCCUCUCCAAAGGCGCCUAUCCCGACGGCUACCACCCCUCCACCAUCCCCGAACUCGAUCAAUUAUUCCUCUCCCCCUCCAACACCGGCCCUCAAUGCCCCCACAUCCGUCAGGAAAUCCUCGAACUCCUCCUCAGCCAUGAAGCGUCCAUCUCCCGCUUCCCUACCCAGAACAUGAUCUACGGCACCAAAGCUCCCUCCCUCCUCCUCGAAUACCUUCUCGACCACCACCCCGAGACCAUCGACCUUCGCUCUGCCUCCGGCCACACCCUCCUCCACACCGCCGCCGCGCUAGGCGACCGCUGGUCCUGCCAAUUCCUCCUCGAAAAAGCACCCCAUCUCCUCACCAUGGACACGGACUGGGACGUGACCGUCUUGCAUAUGGCCAUUCUCGAGAAGAAUGAAUUCACCGCUUGUUGGCUGAUCUCGUGUGGUGUGCAUUUUCAUGCCCGCAGUGGGUUUAAUCGGACUGAGUUGUUUCUGGCCGCGACGUUGGGCUUGAGUGCCGUGGUUAGGGCUUUGUUGGCUUCGCAGGUCGCGGAGAGGGCGUAUCCGCCGGGGAAGUGGCUUGCCGAUGCGAAGGCCGCGGUUAGGAUGGCGAUGUUUUUGGGGAAUACUCAGAUUGCGACCAUGAUCAGGACGAGGUUUAAUUUAUCCUGGCGCGCAUGCCUAAAAGGCUACCUCACCUGGUCGAACCGCCCCGCGCCCGAGACGCCCAACCCCAGGAAGGGAAAAGGAAAAGGAAAAGGAAAGCAGCAACCCCGACGACGAAAGGGAGGGAAUUUCACUUCUGGGGUCCUUCCCCCGUCUGGUAGUGGUGCUGGGACUGGUAGGGGCAAGGGUAGAGGUAAAGGCAGGGGUAGGUAGGAGUCGAGGGAGAGGUAUUCGGGG